GAACUAUUUGGAAUUGACCAUUUCAUGAGCAUUGUUAGGUUCUUUAUGAGCUUUCAAGAAGUCCCACUCACAUCUGAUGAAAAUGUCACUAUAAUGGAGACAACUUUCAGCAACAUUCCUGUCCGUGUUUAUGUGCCAAAGUGAAAGUCAGAAGUCCUAUGAGGGGGCUUAUUUUAUAUUCACAGUGGUGGCUGGUGUUUGGGGAGUUCUGCUUUUUUUUAUUUAUGACCUGCUGUCAAGACGGACAGCUGAUAGACUUGAUGCUGUUGUCAUAUCAACUAACUACAGACUAGCACCCAAGUACCAUUUUCCUAUUCAAUUUAAAGAUGUGUAUAAUGCACUAAGGUGGUUCUUGUGCCAAGAUGUUCUUGAAAAAUAUGGUGUAGAUCCUGAAAGAAUUGAUGUUUCUGGAGACAGUGCUGGUGGGAAUUUAGCCACAGCAGUGACUCAACAGCCUCAUGAUGCAGGACAUAGAAUACUGGAUGAGAAAUCAGGAGGUAUGGAUUUCUGGAAUUGCAACAAUCUGGAGCUGUGACCUUGGACAAACUGCCUAAUCUUUUAAAGCAUCAAUUCUUUUUACUGGGUUG
This is a messenger RNA of Choloepus didactylus (southern two-toed sloth), 587 nucleotides long. RefSeq names its product arylacetamide deacetylase-like. Lineage: Eukaryota; Metazoa; Chordata; Mammalia; Pilosa; Megalonychidae. The record is from RefSeq and is a predicted model, not a curated record. Bases 131 to 535 code for a protein of 134 amino acids. Gene Ontology annotation, cellular component: endoplasmic reticulum membrane. Gene Ontology annotation, molecular function: serine hydrolase activity; triacylglycerol lipase activity. Gene Ontology annotation, biological process: positive regulation of triglyceride catabolic process. The transcript has 5 exons.